AUGCUUCUCUCACUCUCAUUCGUGAGAGGGCAAAGCUUAAGGGGGGAGCUUGUGCGUGCUUUAGGAGGCGCUGUAGCAUCCACUUCUCUUUUGGGUAUUCUUCUUGGACAUAACUCAUCGUUUCUUCAAGGGCCUGAAGAAGGUAUCUAA
Molecule: messenger RNA, 150 nt
Organism: Prunus armeniaca (apricot)
Lineage: Eukaryota; Viridiplantae; Streptophyta; Magnoliopsida; Rosales; Rosaceae
Source: the annotation of a GenBank genome assembly